Molecule: messenger RNA, 927 nt
Organism: Oikopleura dioica
Lineage: Eukaryota; Metazoa; Chordata; Appendicularia; Copelata; Oikopleuridae
Source: the annotation of a GenBank genome assembly
AUGACAGAAAUUACAUCGAAAAUAAAAAUCCUUAUCGUUGUUCCUAUUUUACUCUUGGCUCUUGCUACUUUUCGUGAUUAUGAAGAAGAACUUAUGAUAAAUCAGCUGGAAGAGGGGAAAUAUCAGCCACAGGAGACGGGGAUCGAGAAAGAAAUUCUAGAGCAAGAAUGCAGUGAGAGAAAAGUACGACUGGGGAAGAAAGGAGAAUUCGAAAUCGUCCCACUUUUGUCCUACCCCGGAAGCGGCAAUACCUGGACGCGUAUUUUACUCGAAGACGCGACAGGAAUCUACACAGGAAGCAUCUACUCCGAUGGUUCCCUCGCAAGAGGAGGAUUCAAGGGCGAAGGGACGAAUCCUCUCAGUGGAAUGACGAUGAUUGUCAAAUCUCAUUUUCCGUCAAAUGAAGAAGUGAUGGACAGAGCUAAAGCGCUUAUUUUUGUCGUCAGAAAUCCAUAUGACGCGAUAAUCGCGGAAUUCAAAAGAAGAAGAGGGCAUGGGCAUACAAGUGUCGUCGAAGAAGAUAUCUUCAAAUCCAAGCCUUGGUUCGAGAAUGCGCCAAGAUGGCUUCAAGGCUGGGGCAACUUGGCGCGAAAUGUGACUGAAAUCGCCCGCUCUAGAAAUCUUCCUCUGCACGUUUACAGCUUUGAGCGACUCAAGGAAAACGCCACUUAUGAGAUGGAAAAAGUUCUGAAUUUCUUAGAUGACGGAAUAGGCUGGACUCCUGACGACAGAGAGAUGAGAAUUAAAUGUCUCAGCGAACUUCAAAAAGCAGCAGUUUCUUUCAAGCGAGAAAAAGUCCCGCCGUCAUUUGAAUACUACACGAAAGAAAUGAUCGAAAUCGGGGAUAAGACGAUACGAGAUGUUCAUGAAGUUCUAUUAGAAGCAGGAUUCGACGUUUUUGAUAUUGAAGAAUAUUUCCGAAGCUGA